Molecule: messenger RNA, 2871 nt
Organism: Oncorhynchus kisutch (coho salmon)
Lineage: Eukaryota; Metazoa; Chordata; Actinopteri; Salmoniformes; Salmonidae
Product: ADP-ribosylation factor-like protein 6
Exons: 8
Coding region: 243-803 (186 amino acids)
Molecular function (GO): GTP binding; GTPase activity
Source: RefSeq, a predicted model, not a curated record
CCGUCGUCCUGACAACGCCGUGUAAAACUCCCAGUGCUUUCUGAGGGACCAAAACAACACACACUGGCAUGUUGUGACAAGAGAAAUGACUGAAAACAUCAACAUGUCAUCGGGUUGACUGGUUAUGACUGAGUUUCGAAAAACGUUUGAUAUUUGAAGAAGAAGAAAGAAAAAGAGUUAGAAGAAUCGUACGGAAAGAUCUCUUACAGAGACCCCCCCCCCGGGAAUAAGACAGAACAACAAUGGGUCUGUUUGAUAAACUAGCUGGCUGGUUGGGGCUGAAGAAGAAGGAAGUGAAUGUUCUGUGUCUGGGAUUGGACAACAGCGGCAAGACCACUAUCAUCAACCAACUCAAACCAUCCAAUGCCCAGACACAAGACAUCGUCCCGACCAUUGGCUUCAGCAUCGAGAAGUUCAAGACAUCAAGUCUCUCCUUCACAGUGUUCGACAUGUCUGGCCAAGGGCGAUACAGAAACCUCUGGGAACAUUACUACAAGGAGGGUCAAGCCAUCAUCUUUGUGGUGGACAGUGGAGACAAGUUGAGGAUGGUGGUCGCUAAAGAGGAACUGGACACCCUCCUGAACCACCCAGACGUAAAGCACCGGCGGAUCCCCCUGCUGUUCUUUGCCAACAAGAUGGACGUGAGAGACGCCCUAUCUUCAGUCAAGGUCUCCCAGCUCCUCUGCCUGGAGAACAUCAAGGACAAGCCCUGGCACAUCUGUGCCAGCGAUGCUGUGAAAGGAGAAGGUUUACCUGAAGGUGUCGAUUGGCUGCAAGAUCAAAUCAGAACGAUGAGAACGUGAGAGGUUGAGAGAACGACACGACGGGGAGGGGGGUGAGGAAGGGGGGAAAUGCCAUCGUCUGGGUGGCGUCAUGGCAACACUGGAGUCCCUCGGGCGUUGACCCCCAAUGGUGUAAAUUCUCAACAUGACUCCUACCACCAGCCACACACACACACACACACAUGCCUCAGAAGAGUUGGAGCCAGCUAUGACCUUCUGACCUUUAAAGAUCAACCAGUCUGGAUGGAGGACUAGCCUUUCCAACGGCCCCUGGAAAUAGAUAGUCUUUUCUUCAGAUCAUUAACACAUCUUCCCACCAGUUUCUCUUUUCACCCUCAUUUCAAAUGACCCACUCCCAAUAAACUAGUUUUAAAUUGAGUAUUGUUUUGUUAUGGACUGAUAUUCUACAGUAAUGUUUUGGACUGAUAUUCUACAGUAAUGUUAUGGACUGAUAUUCUACAGUAAUGUUAUGGACUGAUAUUCUACAGUAAUGUUUUGGACUGAUAUUCUACAGUAAUGUUAUGGACUGAUAUUCUACAGUAAUGUUAUGGACUGAUAUUCUACAGUAAUGUUUUGGACUGAUAUUCUACAGUAAUGUUAUGGACUGGUAUUCUACAGUAAUGUUAUGGACUAAUAUUCUACAGUAAUGUUUUGGACUGAUAUUCUACAGUAAUGUUUUGGACUGAUAUUCUACAGUAAUGUUAUGGACUGAUAUUCUACAGUAAUGUUAUGGACUGAUAUUCUACAGUAAUGUUAUGGACUGAUAUUCUACAGUAAUGUUUUGGACUGAUAUUCUACAGUAAUGUUUUACACUGAUAUUCUACAGUAAUGUUAUGGACUGAUAUUCUACAGUAAUGUUAUGGACUGAUAUUCUACAGUAAUGUUAUGGACUGAUAAUCUACAUUAAUGUUAUGGACUGAUAUUCUACAGUAAUGUUAUGGACUGAUAAUCUACAGUAAUGUUAUGGACUUAAAUUUUACAGUAAUUUUUUUACACUGAUAUUCUACAGUAAUGUUUUGGACUGAUAUUCUACAGUAAUGUUUUGGACUGAUAUUCUACAGUAAUGUUAUGGACUGAUAUUCUACAGUAAUGUUAUGGACUGAUAAUCUACAUUAAUGUUAUGGACUGAUAAUCUACAUUAAUGUUAUGGACUUAAGUUUUACAGUAAUUUUUUUACACUGAUAUUCUACAGUAAUGUUAUGGACUGGUAUUCUACAGUAAUGUUUUGGACUGAUAUUCUACAGUAAUGUUAUGGACUGAUAUUCUACAGUAAUGUUAUGGACUGAUAAUCUACAUUAAUGUUAUGGACUGAUAAUCUACAUUAAUGUUAUGGACUUAAGUUUUACAGUAAUUUUUUUACACUGAUAUUCUACAGUAAUGUUAUGGACUGGUAUUCUACAGUAAUGUUUUGGACUGGUAUUCUACAGUAAUGCCUACUUGGUACUCUCAAAACACUCGUUUAUUAUGUCAUUUUCAUGUUGGAUUCUCCUGGUAAUGAACUGUAGACCACCAGCGGAGGAAACUAUGUAUCGAAUCACAACGAUUGGUCUAAAUGUUUGUGGGUUUAAAUAUACUGUGUGUUGUUGUUGUAGCUUAGCGUUUGCCAGGCUCAUAGCAUGACAACAGGAAUAAUAUGAUUUGUGUAAUUCUUCAUCAAAAUUAUAUUUUUGUUAUACUUGCAGUUCAUAUGACUCAAAUGGUUGUACAUUUAGACGUUGACAGACACUUCAGGGAAAAAAGGGCCAAAGAAGUUGUAAAAUACGAAAACUCAAGACCCACAGGUUUUAUCACAGCACACCUAUGAAUUAGUCCUUAUUUAUCUAAUGUGGAGUUUCUCUUCUCCAACUGAGUCUUCACGUAGUGUUUCCAACGGUUCUGAGAUGUCCAUUUAUUUGCAUUGUACUGUUGAAGGUAUGAGCAGAAUUUGCGUGUAUUUGACUGUGUUGUAUCGGGUGAGGACAGAUGGUAUGUUGUCAGAGUAUUAGUCUUCUACAUGUUGUAAACAACAAUGUAACAUGUUGUGUUUUAUUGAUCUACCUUCCGUGAUACAUGGGAGAAUGAUAGAUUAAAGAAAUGUAGUCUCUCUCUC